AUGGGGGGCAAGUUCGCAGACAAGCGACGCAUCAAGAAUCCAGACACCGGGGAUUACUUCAAGCUCGAGGACUUCUUCGUCGGCCAGACAGUCACCGUAGCGGCGCAACCUCUCCAGAUCGUGAGGGCAGAUGAGCACUGCUUGCAAUACCUGGAGGCGCGGCCCAAAGAGUUUCCUUACGCGGAUCCCGUGGCCUGCGCCCAGCGCGUGGCUUCCCUCGCGAGCGAGCCGGAGAUGCAGAGCGCGCAAGGCCGGCUCCGGGGGGCCUUUGAGGGAGUUUAG
This is a messenger RNA of Symbiodinium necroappetens, 282 nucleotides long. The record is from the annotation of a GenBank genome assembly. NCBI's taxonomy places the organism in Eukaryota, Dinophyceae, Suessiales, Symbiodiniaceae.